Messenger RNA from Effrenium voratum, 1431 nucleotides. The record is from the annotation of a GenBank genome assembly. Lineage: Eukaryota; Dinophyceae; Suessiales; Symbiodiniaceae.
AUGGACUUUACCGACCUUUAUAUCGAUGGCGCCUGGCGACAGGGAGCAAGGGGCGAGCGUUUCGACGUCAUCAAUCCGGCAACCGAAGGCGUGCUUGCGUCCGUUGCAUCGGCGGACAUCGAGGAUGCAGACCUCGCCUUGGACGCAGCCGAGCAGGCCAUGAGGGACUGGGCGGCCAGGACACCACGGCAGCGUUCUGAAGUCCUGCGCAAGGCCUGGGAGCUGAUGACCGCGCGCCUGGACGACUUUGCGCGCCUGAUCACUCUUGAAAACGGCAAGGCACGUGCGGAUGCCAUGGGCGAAGCGGCCUAUGCAGCGGAGUUUUUCCGCUGGUUUGCCGAGGAAGCCGUCCGCGCAGAUGGCCUGAUCACGACUGCCCCGGCGUCCGGGGCACGCAUCAUCGUGCAGCACAAACCCGCCGGUCUGGCUGUUCUGGUAACACCUUGGAACUAUCCGGCCGCAAUGGGCACCCGGAAAAUCGCACCUGCCCUCGCCGCCGGAUGCGCGGUCAUCAUCAAGCCGGCCUCGGAAACCCCGCUUACAAUGCUUGCAUUGAUGCCGUUGCUGGAGGAGGCAGGCGUGCCCCCCGGGCUGGUCAAUGUCCUGCCGUCAAAGCGCACGGGUGCGCUGGUCGAUCACAUGUUGCAUGACCCGCGUGUGCGCGUCGUAUCCUUCACCGGAUCGACGGCGGUUGGACGCAAGCUGCUUCAUACUGCGGCCGACCAGGUUCUCAAGCCGGCAAUGGAACUCGGAGGAAACGCGCCGCUGAUCGUCUUCGACGAUGCCGAUCUUGACGUUGCCCUGGAAGGCGCAAUGCUCGCCAAGAUGCGCAAUCUGGGAGAAGCCUGCACCGCGGCCAACCGCAUCUAUCUGCAUGAGGCAAUCGCAGAAGAAUUCACCCGCCGGAUGGCAGAAGCCAUGGGAAAAUUGAAAGUCGGUGACGGCACGGAUCCUUCCGUCGAUGUCGGGCCACUCGUCAAUGCUGAAACACGCGACAAGGUUGCAGACUUUGUCGCGGACGCCGUGGCAAAGGGUGCGCGCCUCGAAGUCGGGGGCCAGGCUCCCGACGGCAAAGGCUUCUUCUAUAUGCCGACCGUGCUUUCCAAUGUGCCCGAGACGGCCGAGUGCGUUCAUGACGAAAUCUUCGGCCCUGUGGCCGCUCUCCAGACAUUUUCUGACGAAGACGAUGUCAUUCAGCGUGCAAACGACACGGAGUAUGGUCUGGUGGCAUAUGUAUUCACCGGGGACAUGAAACGCGGUCUCAAGGUUUGCGAACGCCUCGACUACGGCAUGGUCGGUCUCAAUCGAGGCCUGGUUUCGGACCCGGCUGCCCCGUUCGGCGGCACCAAGCAAUCCGGCCUCGGACGCGAAGGCGGGCAUGAAGGCAUGCUGGAAUUCAUGGAAACCCAGUACAUUUCUGCUGGCUGGUAG